CCUCGGUAGAAACAGUGGAGUCGCUUUGAUGUGGUGAGAACAGGACUGGUCCACCAGAGCCCCGGAUAAACCUGUCUGGUGGACUCUGUGCUGCUCACCUUCUUUCUGAAUGUUUUACCUCUGACUCAUCUCCCGGAAGCUACAAAGCUAAUGGCGCUAGCUUAGCAUGCUAGCUGCUUAGCAACACAGUUUGAAGGAAAACAAACAGCGUUUUUGACGGAGUUUGUUCGGAGGAAAAGUUUCUGUCAUCGUGUGAAAAUGUGUAAAGUCCAGAUGCUGAGAGCGUUGGUGGAGCAGCGACUAACUGCGGCUGCUGAAGAGAUAUUUGGGCUGUUUGAAAGAACGAUAGCAGAGUACGAGGAGGAACUUUGUCGUUCAAAAGAGGAGAACGAGCGACACCGGAAACGACUGGACGCUGUUUUCAGCCCUCAGCUCCGGCUGCACAGAGCAGAGCUCCCACAGCAGCUCAACAUGCCAGUUAUAACCUCUGUGGAAUCAGAAGCAAACAGGGACCCCCAGCUCCAUAGAGCUGAGAACCAAGAUCAGAAAGGAGGCCAGCAUGGAGACUCAGGAUCAACUAGAAAUGCAGAGCCAGGACCAAAGAAGAGACGACGCACGAGCAGAAGUCACAGUAACAACGUAGACAACACUAACAUAUCAGAGGUUCACCCUGAUACUCAAACAGAGCUCCGACAGCAACAUGUCUGUGAGGAGGAGGUUCUCCCUGACCAGCAGCUCUGUAUUCAGAAGAGGACCUCCAGUCUGGACCAAGAGGACCCAGAGCCUCCACAGAUUAAAGAGGGACGGGAGAAACUGUGCACCAAUCAGGAGGGAAAGGAGGAUAACUUUCGUCACAGUAACAACGUAAACAACACUAACGUGCCAGAGAUUCACCGUAAUACUCAAACAGACGUCCAGCAGCUGCCGGUGGUUAAAGAUUGGGUUCCCCCUGAGCAGCAGGACUGGAGCUCCAGUCUGGACCAGGAGCACCCAGACCCCCCACACAUUAAAGAGGAGCAGGAGGAACUCUGGACCAGUCAGGAGGGAGAGCAGCUUCAAGGGCUGGAGGAGGCUGACAUCAAGUUCCAGUCAACUUCUGUCCCUGUGAAGAAAGAAGAUGAUGAGGAGAAAGCUCAGUCCUUACACCUUCACAGAGAGGCAGAGAGAACAGGAGCUGAUGGAGAGGACUGGGGAGGACCAGAACCAGCUACUUAUUACAAGACAUUAGACUCUCCUGAAUCUGAGACUGAUUACAGUGCAGACUGGGAGGAGUCAGGUUUAAACUCUCUGCAAAACAAUGAAGAACCUACCCAGUCAUCCACCAUGAUCUCCUUCCUGAGGCUCUUUAUAAUGUUCUUCUCCUCAGACGUCCGGCAGCUGUCGGUGGUUAAAGCGGAGGUUCCCCCUGAGCAGCAGGGGUGGAGCUCCAGUCUGGACCAGGAGGAGCCGGACCCCCCACACAUUAAAGAGGAGCAGGAGCAACUCUGGACCAGUCAGGAGGGAGAGCAGCUUCAAGGGCUGGAGGAGACUGACAUCAAGUUCCCGUUCACUUCUGUCCCUGUGAAGAGUGAAGAAGAUGAUGGAGAGAAAGCUCAGUUCUCACAGCUUCACAGAGAGGCCGAGUGA
Messenger RNA from Etheostoma cragini (Arkansas darter), 1626 nucleotides. RefSeq names its product involucrin-like. The transcript has 5 exons. The record is from RefSeq and is a predicted model, not a curated record. NCBI's taxonomy places the organism in Eukaryota, Metazoa, Chordata, Actinopteri, Perciformes, Percidae. The coding region runs from base 259 to 1626 and encodes 455 amino acids.